This is a messenger RNA of Rhopilema esculentum, 2771 nucleotides long. RefSeq names its product negative elongation factor A. NCBI's taxonomy places the organism in Eukaryota, Metazoa, Cnidaria, Scyphozoa, Rhizostomeae, Rhizostomatidae. Gene Ontology annotation, biological process: negative regulation of transcription elongation by RNA polymerase II. The record is from RefSeq and is a predicted model, not a curated record. Gene Ontology annotation, cellular component: NELF complex.
ACGAAUCUUGUGUUGGCGCGCAGCAAUGAUCCUGCGCAGCCUGGGAACGAAUUCCAGUUGACAACUGGCCUAGGAUUCAAGAUGGCCAAUGUCAUUGAAGCCGACACGGCACUGUGGCUUCGGAAUAAACUGGACAACGAAGACCAGUGGUCAUCAGGCGGAAUAACAUCACUUCUUACUGCUGAUGUAUUAAGGAAUACUUACAGAUCGUUUAAAAGCUUGGACCACCGAGUACGUCUGAAAUUGCUGCUAUCUUUUCUUGAAAUCCGAAGAAGAAAUCUCGAAAACUUGAAAGAUGAGUUGAGCAUGGUAAUAGGUCUUGGCUUAGAUGACGAGGAUGACUGGGUAAGACUGGUUGCAUGCAUUUUAUCAGAGUACCCACAGUCUGCUAGUUUUCACCCUGAUGUGCGCGAAGGCAGUGAAACAUUUGCUCAACUUGUCCAUGAACUGGGCGGCCAAGUGAAUGAUGGAUCAAUUAAUUGGAUAGCCCUUCCUUGUGAAUGUCCAUACCUCAACAAGACUGCUUUAGUUAGCUCAUUUGGCACCCAACCACCUCCAUCAAAAAACUUUACAUUAAGAAGAAAACCAAAGUCUGCAGCUUUGAGAGCUCAUCUUACUCAGAAAGCAUCUGAGGCAGCAACCCAUAGAAGGUCGUCAACAAAUCAACCACACUCUACACCACUGUCCCCAUUAAAGAAGAAUGCUGGUCCAGGGUUUUUAAAGGACAGUCAGAAACACCAUCCUGCUCCUAGUAAACCCCAGUUGGUAAUACCAUUAAGGCAGCAUACAAGACCAACACUCAGAGAGACCGCCCUCCCGAAGAAAACCAAGCUUUUAGACAUAACCGAACAACCCAUUGGAGGAGCAAGUCGGGAGGCUAAAAAGCGACGAAAACAAGCCGAAACUGAAGCAUCAGCCGACGAACCCAAGCCAAAGAAAUCAGAACACAGUCGACAAUCAAAACAACAAAAGAGUAGCGAGACCGCUCCAAAACCAAUUCCUGAAGUUGCAGCAUAUGCUGCGGGUCUUAACGGCGCGGAAACCAAGGUUGAACCCAAAGAGAUUCCUAAGAAAGAGCCAGAAUCAGAAGCACAACCAUCCUAUGCCGUCAUACCAGGCUCAAUAAAAAAGCCCCCAUUCACAACCCCUGCUUCUACGACGGCAGCACCCCGAACGACGGAUAAAAAUAACAUUAUAAAUGUUGAUCCAAACGCCAGUUUAGCAACGCAGGAAAUCCAAAGAGAGUUGCAGAUUCGUAUACGGCAGCAGCAAGCUUUGCGGCAGCAGCAAGCUUUACGGCAGCAACAACAGAUGUUGAAAGACAUUCGAUUAAAUCAAACGCAAACGAGGCCCUCGGCAGAUCCUGCAGUCAUGCCAAGUUCGCUAAAUCAGCCGACAGCGCUACAAGCAUCGACAAACGCAAACGAAGCUCAGCGGCCAACGAUGGAUUUGAGCCAGCGCACGAACCCACAAGCAAAACGAGGCUUAUCAUUAACGAAAGAGCAGAUGUUAGCUGCCCAAGAAAUGUUCAAAUCGGCGAACAAAGUGACAAGAGCGGAGAAAGCGUUGAUAUUAGGCUUCAUGGCUGGCGCGAGAGAUAAUCCUUUUCCACAGCAAGGCCCGGUCCUCACGAUAAAACUCAGCGAAGAUACGGAAAACAGCCAAGUUGGACCUAACAGCGCACAAACAACUUUGAUCGAAAUGCUAUUUGAAAUGAACUAUGAAACUGGUCAUUGGAGAAGGUUAAAAAGAACCAGAGUUUUGGCGCCGAUGAAUGAGGGUGAAACUACGUAAUUUGUCCUACAGAACAUGACGAUACACGUCGGGUCUAAGACAGACGACUUUAAGCAAGGUUUUUGAAACAUGCCUUCAACAAUUUCGGCUUUUAGGCCAAGAAAACACCAAAGCUUCUCUGGCCUCAGUCGAAGAGAACUACUUAUUUGGGAUGCGCCGUGACCCUCCGACCUACGAGCAUUGACCUGUGACCUCCAAUUUUUAGAACUUUUGUGCUAGGGCAAAGGUCACUUAAUAGCCUUCUAUUGUUGACCUGUGACCCCCUGCCAAAGACUUGUUUAGAUGCUUCGUUGUCAGUUUCUGUCACACAGGUGUUGGUGACCCUUUUAAUUGUUUUCAAUGUAUCCUAAAAAUAAAUAAAAUACCGUACCAAAUGCAUUUGAAAAUCAAUUUUGAGUAAAUUUCCGUUAUAGGCCAGUCAAGUUUGAAGUGAACAGCCGUUUUAUACAUCGUAGGUUGCGUCUGUGACUUUUUCGAAAUGAUUAAGUUGCAGAUUUGAUAUGAUAUUUUCGAAGGUGAAAAUUGUGAUGGAAUCAGGAGCUUAUUAGAAUAUUUAUUUUGUAAUAUAUUGUAAUAUUCUUAUUUUCCUGGUUAGACUUGUAUGACUAGCAGCAGUACGAGUUUGUCACUGUUAGUGUGGAUUAGCCAAGUGGUGACUUUUUCAUUUGAUUACUUCAGUAAUUAGAUAAAAACUUAUUGAAUUGUAUUUCAAUCGAUCAUUCGGGGUAGAUGUAUAGCCUCAGGGUCUAGCAUUGACCAUAGAGUCGAUAGUUCUCUCCAAAUGCAUUUAUCAUUAUAUUUUUAAUGAGCAGGCCAUUAUCAGAUGUCGAAAACCGUUUAGUAGUAAUACUGUUCAUGGCGCUGAAGAUCACCUAUCUGAAGAAUUAUAAAUAUUUUAUUUGGAAUGCUAGAAGUCCAAAGAGUAAUAUAUUUUACUGGUGUUAAAAUACAAGACCUUGUUCUUCACUACUGCUUUG